CUCAUCCGUCCAUCACUGCAAAUACCAAUCUCAGCCGUCAAAGACAUGUCAAGUUUUAGAAUCCCGCCGAGUGUCUGGCUUCACGAUCCGACAUGGCAUUAAACUGGAUUUAAAAUCCGAAUUUGGUGUCCGCGAUAUAAAAGGCCAGCCCCAACCAUGGAAGUUGUGGGUACCUUUGAAACAGAAAUUUUAGAGGGAGAGAGAAGAAAAUACCUGUAAAAUCGUUUCAGUCUCACACUGAGCUUCCGAAGAAGCUUUCCUAUCUUCGAAUCUAGCCUUUGAUAUCUUUUGCUUUGGGAACGUGGGCUUCUCUGAGAUCUUGCACUUGAGUCGUAGCUGUUAUGGGAGAGGGAGAUGUGAUAUCUGAGAAUCCUGAGUCUGUUGCAAAUGGAAAUGCUGAGGUGGAGGGUGAAGCUGAGACAAUUAUGGAUAAGAAAGGAGAGCAUCAUGAUGGAGUAAAAGAAAUGGAAGUAGAUAAACAUGAUGAUGGGAAGAUUGAGGCUCAGAAUAUGGAUGUGGACAAAGAUGAUGUCAGCAAAUGCGAGGAAAUUGAUGAAAAUGCUGCAAAAGAGGGAAAGGAAGAAACUGCACCGGACAGAGAAAAGGAAGAAACAGCAGCAGCUAGAGAAAAUGAGGAAACAGCAGGGGGCAGAGAAAAGGAAGAAACAGCAGUGGAUAGAGAAAAGGAAGAAACGGCAGAGGACAGAGAAAAGAAAGACACUGCAGCAGCAGUUGAAAAGGAGGAAAUCAAUUAUGAGGAAAGGGGGGAGAGUGCUGAGGAAGAAACCGGUAAGAUGGAUGAGGAUAAGGUUGAAGAGGAGGCUGAUGGAGUGAAAGAGGAGGAAGAAAAUCAAGAGGAGCCUAGCAAAGAGAGAGAAUCUAAGAAACGUUCGAGAACAAAGAAUAGUGCUGGACAGAAAAAAAAUAAUAAAAAGGUUUCUAAAGAAAAAGAGGAGGAAGAAACAAGAACCCCCUAUGAGAAAAAGGUGAAAGAGCCUAAAACCUCAUCACAUAAAAAGGAGGAGACAAGAGCCUCAGUCGAUAAAAAGGACAAAGAGCCAAAAACCCCUGCAGCUUCUACAAUUGAUCGUCCUAUUCGUGAGCGGAAAUCUGUGGAAAGAUUGGUAGCCACAAUCGAGAAGGAUUCAGCUAGGGAGUUCCAUAUUGCCAAGGGUCGUGGAACUGCGCUAAAAGAUAUUCCAAAUGUGGCAUACAAGUUAUCGAGAAAGAAGACUGAUGAUACUUUCAAGUUGUUGCAUACAAUUCUUUUUGGAAGAAGAGGAAAGGCUGCUCAAGUCAAAACCAACAUAUCAAGAUUCUCUGGAUUUGUUUGGAAUGAUAAUGAGGAAAAGCAAAUGACUAAAAUCAAAGAGAAACUCGACAAGUGUUUCAAGGAGAAGCUGGUGGAGUUCUGUGAUGUCCUUGAUAUACCCAUUUCCAAGGCUAAUUCGAGGAAGGAAGAUAUUAUUUCUAAGUUGAUGAAAUUUUUGGUGGAACCUCAUGCAACAACCUCCGAAUUACUUGCUGAUAAAGUGCAGGAACAAUCAAGUAAGGGUAAAAAGAGAAAGAGGGUAAGCAAGUCGUCUGGGAGUAGUACGCCAUCAAAAGGCUCAGCUAAGAGUCAUAAGAAAACUGGCAGUGCCUCUAAAAAGGCUGCUGAGGCAAAAGGCACACCUCCUGAGUCAGAAGAUGAAUCAGCAGAAGAGAAAGAUGACGGACAUGAAGAGGAAGGUGUAAAUGGUUUUCCAGAAAGAUCAGAGGAUGAGAUGUCUGAACAAUCUGUGAGCGAGGAGAAAGAAAGUGAAUCUGAGAAGAAAGAAAGUGAAUCUGAGAAGGAAUCUGAUGAUGACAAAGGAAAGCAGAAGCAACGAUUGUCAAAGUCUCCUGCAAAGAAAGGAUCUGUUAGUAAAACCAAAUCCCAGAAAACAACAACCUCUAAGAAGGCCAGCUCCCCGCCAAAAAAAGUAACUGCCAAAUCAAAAAGCAUUAGUAACAGUAGUGAUAAGAAACCUUCUAAUAAGAAGAAAGAUGAAUCAGACAAGAAGUUGUCAGCUCCGAAGAAGUCAGCUGUUAAGGAGAGCCCUGGGAAGAAGGUUCUCAAAGUCAAAGAUAAGCUCAAUGAGGAGAAAUUAAAGCCAAGCGAUGAUAAACUCAGGGAUGCAAUUUGUGAACUCCUUAAGGAGGUUGAUUUCAAUACGGCUACCUUUACUGACAUUCUGAAGCAACUAGCCCAGCAAUUCAAUACAGACCUCGCACCAAGAAAAUCAUCAGUAAAGCUCAUGAUUCAGGAGGAGCUCACAAAACUAGCUGAUGCUGAUGAGGCGAACGGGGAAGAAGAUGAUGGUGUCGGUGAUGCUGAGAAGAAAAACAAGGCUUCCACCCAAGGUGUGAAGGUCUAGCAACCUUGCUACUAAAUACUAGUAUAACCCUAUCAUGUUAAAAAGUUUCAUCAUUUUCUCCUCCUUAAUUUAUUUUUCUCCUGCUACUCUAUUUAGCAUAAUCUUAUUUUGCUUGGUGAAGGCAGCUGCAAUUUAGUGUUAGUUGUUAUUACUGGCCAACUCUUACUACCCUAGCUAUUCCUAGAGGUAAAGCUGCAGCCUGUCAUGUAAUAUUAGUAUACACACACAAAGUUGUAGAUUUUCUUUUCCAUUCUCCUUUACUGAUCCAACUUCUAUAAGUGCUUUUCUCAGGUACCAUACCUCACUGGACCAUUCAUUUACUCCUUAGGUAUGCUAUGUAUUUGAGAUAUUUGUAUCACAAGUGGUAGGUGGAAUGUUUAUAUAAGAAAAUUGAUAAAUAUAUAUUUUAAAUUAAUGUGUGAUACACACCAAUUGCGAUGA
Molecule: messenger RNA, 2840 nt
Organism: Salvia miltiorrhiza (redroot sage)
Lineage: Eukaryota; Viridiplantae; Streptophyta; Magnoliopsida; Lamiales; Lamiaceae
Product: DEK domain-containing chromatin-associated protein 3
Exons: 12
Coding region: 342-2399 (685 amino acids)
Biological process (GO): chromatin organization; regulation of double-strand break repair
Cellular component (GO): nucleus
Molecular function (GO): DNA binding; histone binding
Source: RefSeq, a predicted model, not a curated record